CUGCCGGCUGACUGUUGUUUUGGGUUGCUUCGCUGCCAUUUGGUUGACUGGUGUUUCGUAUAGAAGUUUUUAAAUUGUUUGCCGUUGCAGCCAGUUGCUUCAGUUGGUCGUGAGCGGUCGUGAGUUGCUGAUGUGAUAUUUGAGUCAAACGAGAUGUGAAUGCAAACUGCCAAUUAACAAAAACAAAAACUUGAAAAACAUCCUAAACCUGAUGUUGAAAUCUACAGCUAUUACAAAAAAAAAAUAAUUAAAAUACUUCGUUGUAAUUUUCAAACUUAAGAUAAACGAACGGAAGGCAAAUCAAAAGAUUUACUCUUAGUUAAUUACAACAAAUAAGAAAGAUUUUUUGACUAAAAUUCAUCUCUCAAAAACAAAACAAAUUUCCCAAGAACAAGUUUAAAAAAAACAUCGUCUCUAGACACGGUUUCUAUUAGGCUCCGCUCAUGUAGACCAAAAAGUGUCAAGUACAAAAGUAUUCAACUAAAAAGUGCAAAGUAAAAAUAUUCCGAAGGCAAAAUCUUGAAUCCUAAGAAAGCAAAAUCAGUUCAAAGCCUUUCAUAGUGAAAAUAAAAAACAACAAAAGAAUUAAAAGAGAGCAUAAAAGAAAACUACAAAAACACAAAGUAAAUAAAGAUUUAAAAAAAAUGUCCACAAAAAAGGAAAUCAACUCCACCCUAAUGAUGGCUUUUACCAUCACAACGUUGCUGGGAUUUAUAAAUGCGCAGGCAGUGGGCUCCAAGGAUCUCUUCAGAUGCCGCCAAAGUUGCUAUCAAAAGAUGUGCAUCACACCACCUAAUAUCAAUAGUUAUAUCCCAGAAGCGUUCAGUUUUCUGUGCUGGAACAAUUGCGAUCAGCAAUUGGGUCCCUUCCCGCUGAACAUUAAUUCAGCAUUGCGCCAAGGCUCGCUCGUGCUGACGAACAUUGCCUGGGAUCAGGCGAUUACGAAUGCAUCGAAACAGUGUCUGGUCACUUGGGAGGUCUCCGGAGGCGGUCUAAUGGGCAAUCUAUUGACUGAUAGUUCUACUGUUGAAUUAUCCCUUUGGCCAGAUACAGUAUAUCACGUACAAGUUACGUGCAAGCAUAAGGAGACUGGCGGCAUGCGACGUUCGUACAAACUGAUCGUGGACACGCACAAGCUGAGCGACAGCACUGUUACCGGCAUGCAAGCAAUCACCCUGGAAACGGGCAACAUGGCCAGCAAGGAGGGCAUGAUGCCGCAUUUGUAUGGCGCAGCCGGCGCGACGGACAUAGGCGCCAACUCGGGCGAAACGGACUCGCGCAUGCGCAUACUGAAAGACAGCUCCAAGGAUUUCCUCAGCCCCUACAAUCCAAAUGCCAACUUUGCAUCAUCCAGCCGCUCCAGCAGCAGCAGCAGUACUGCAACAACGUCAUCCACCACAUCGGACGCCACAAAGCCCGCUACCACCACACGCAGCCAAACGUCAAACGAACACCCCGCCCACCACAAUUCCGUGUUGCGCGUCAAGCUGGCGAGCGAGCGGCCAGCGGAUUACCUCACAGCAAACCGCGUCACCGCCAUGAUUGGCUCCGCGCUGCUCUUCAUCAUGAUGUUCGCGAUCUACGCGGUACUGCGGCGGAAAGUGGGGCACAAGCAGGCGCCCGCCGGUGCUCGCGCUCUCGACAAAGAGGUGCUCAUACACAACGAGCUGCUGCCAAGCCAAGUGCCCCAGGUAGCUAAGCAAGGCGCAGCGACGGCGACAGCUGCCGCGGUGCCCAAAAAUACAACGACGUUGGCGGUGAGCUGCGGUGGACUGGCCUCAGCGGCGUCGAACUCGCAGACGUUGCAUGUGUAAAGUGAGCACGCGCGCGGAAGCGGCGCAUGGGCGAAUGCCAUGCAGAAUGGAUGCUGUAAAUAUUAAUUAUGUAUGUAGUAAUAUAAAUAUUUACAAUUAGGCUUUUGCUAAUUCAGAAUUCACUAAGCUAAUUUAAAUUAAUUAAUCAAAUAGAUGUGAUGUGAUGUACUAAAUGCUAAAGAGAACAUUUUGAUUUCUAUAUAUUUCGCCUCUGUAUGUGUACAUAGAUAGCUUAAGCUCAGCGUUACAAGCAAAUAGGUAUAUUGAUUAGCUUAGCGCCCGAUUUCUGUUGUAUGUGUAUAAGGCUUUGCUCUUCUUGGCGAAGAGCGAGGAACUUGAAGCGCGUGUAUAGCAAUAUUAGCGGUUAAGAGUACGUACAUAAAUAUAUCUGCGAGCGGUAGCCGAUUGGCGGGCAGUUUGGAGCGCGCGCAGAUUGCGGCAGGCGUUUGAAGUUUGGUAGCUGGGCUCGAAGAUUUGAAUAUCAAACAAACUGUGGAAGACAAAAUUGUUUAGUGCAAAAAAAAACGCACGAGUCUAGCCAAAAAUUCAACCCCCCCCGCUGCAGCGUUGCCACCUCCGCCAAUUUGGUAGUAGCUUUUAAGCUUAGUGAACUAUUAGACUAAGUACUUUAUACCCACACACACUCAAAUACACAUGUAUAUGUGUGUGUUCUUGGUUUUAUGGAUAUUAUUUUUGUAAAUCGCAACUUAUAAUGACGAGUCCAAAUGUUAACGUCCAGUUUAGUUGUCGUCAUUUAAUGUUUUGUGUCCACAAAAAAAAAUUGAGCGAAAGCAUGAGUCUCAAAAUGUUUGUAUGAAUGUUUUUUGUUUGAUGCUUAAACAGCGCAAUUGCAUGUGUGUUGAGUAGUUAUGUAUAUUAUAGAAUGUUUCUAGUCUCACUUAUGUUUUAAUAAUUUUUUUUUUAUUUUGGUUUAGUUAAACCUGACGGAGUUUGAAAACUACACGUCCAAAUCACUCAAUUCUUUAGAAAAUCGCUUAAUAAUAUUUUUUGCAUUUAUCAAGACCUAAUAUCCAUUUUUAUAGCUCAAUAAAAAUAAAUAAAUGGACAGACCAACACCAGUGAACAUUUGUUUGGAAUUCCUUUUCUUACUAUUGCUUUAAGGCAGAUAUCAAAGUUCCACAUUUUUUUAAUGUUAAUAACAAAAGGAAUAAAUGAGAAGAAAUAAUAUUGGGUAGUCGAAAAACUUCGUGAGGAUUUAUACAUCCGAAUCCAAAAGAACCUAACAAAAAUAUGUGUAAUUUGUAAAGGUGAUCGAAUUUUCUAUUUCAACCUGAGGUUCGGAUAUCUUCAUUAACGUGACUUCCAGAACGAAAGGGAAGCAAUUACAUAUUAUCAGCAUUUUCUGGCAUGAAUCUCCCUAUUAAUGCACCUACUCUCAAACCACAAUUAAUUUUGACUAAAAUAAUUGAAGUCAAUUUUUUUUAAGGAACGCAAAAUGGAACUUUCAAACGUCGAUGAAAUUUGUAUUACCUCGAAUAUGAAUCCGCACGUAAUGUUGCCAAAUCCAUACGCAUUUUUUCGACUAUCCAAUAUUUGAUAUAAUUGGAAGAACACUUUUCGACUUUUAAUAAUUUUAUUAGCUAAAUUUUUUCUUGAAAAUUUCCACAUCUAUAGGCUAGUAGCCUUAUUCAUAAAAAAUUAAGUAGCCUUGCGAAAGGUUUAUAAGUAGAAAAAUCUAUGAAAACAUCAAUUUAUAAAGCUUUUUAAAGCUACUUUAUUUCCUCUGAAUAAACUUAUAGGUAUUUAUCUGAAAUUAAAAAUAUUUCUUUCAUAGAGAGUUCAAGUUUUUCGAUUAUAUUUUUGUUUUUCAUUUGCAACCUCUAUUGUAAAAAAAUACUUCGAUUAAUGCCUUUUUAAAUACUAGCUUUUAUUACGUUGCACCUGCGCAGAAUUAAAUCUUGCAAUCAACUUUUUACCAACUUUUCGAUGUGCUAUAGACUUGUAACUUCAAACUUAUCUCAGAAUCCGAUGAAAAUGAGAAAUAUUGAAAACGAAUUAAUCCGCUAGGUGGCGCAGAAGUCAAGAUAUUUGAAUAGUCAGUAUUCAUGCUCCGAUAUGGUUCAUAUUUGGCAUACAUAUUACUUAAAGCGAAAAAAAAUAAAUAACUCCACAAAAAAUUUAGCCAUUAGGUGGUGCAGGUCGAUUUAAUCCUCCCUUUUUUUUAGCACAAAUAAUAAAAGCUUGCGCUUAAAAUAAAAUUUUUUAAAUUACUUGUUUCACUUACUUUUGUACAACUAUUUGCCUUAUCAUUUGAAAUAUUUAUACCCCAAAUUAAACAUUACUUAGAAUAUGUAUGUAGCAAAUAUGCUCCAAUUUGUAAAAAUGUGAAAUGCAAAUGAAGAAAAUCAAAAAUAUCUUCCAAACAAAGCGAAAAUCCCUAAAGUAAAGCAGCAGUAAGUAAGGUAAAAAAAUAAAACAACAACAACAAAAUUGUGAACUGAUAACAAAUCAAAGAAAUUUCGAGGUUAAAAUAAAGAAUUGAGAAAAAGCCCAGAAACAAAGUUAUGUAUGUAUAAAUAUUCGUAAAAAAUGUAGAUUUAAAAAUUAAGCAUAGUUCUUAAUUCAAGGCAAGGAAAUUGUGUAAAUAAUUAGCGCAUAUGCAAAACAAAGAAAGCAAAAAAGGAACGGUCAAAAGCAGACUUUGUAAAUAUUUAGCAUUUGAAAGCAAAAAAUUUUGAAACGAAAUUAGUGCUUAUUUACAAAAAUAGAGUUAUGUACAGUAAAAAUGUAUGUAAUUAAUGCUUAAGUUUAGCGACUAAGUAAGUGGCAAGUUUGUAUGCGUAUGUGUGUGUGACAAAUUUAAAAGUCUACAAAAUGUGCAGGUCAACGAGCAAAACAAAAAUCGCAUAUUUCUCAAAAGAAUUUCAACAGAAAGCACAGUGUGUUAGUAAUACAAUUUAAAACUAAAAUAGAAAACAACAAAAAAUUAUGUUUCUGAGUUAAUAGAUUAAGUAAA
Rhagoletis pomonella (apple maggot) is the source of this 4791-nucleotide messenger RNA. RefSeq lists its product as uncharacterized. The record is from RefSeq and is a predicted model, not a curated record. NCBI's taxonomy places the organism in Eukaryota, Metazoa, Arthropoda, Insecta, Diptera, Tephritidae.